AUGGUGCCAGCACACCUGCAUUCGACAAGUGGAUUGUGUCCUAUUCUGCUUGGCGAACCGUUUGAGCGGCUGUCUAUUUUCCGGGUUGAAGACUGUGUCCUGAAACAUUUCUUCAGGGCACUCGAAAGGUACAGACAGGCCAAAUCAAACAAAUCAUACGAUCCCGAUGAACCUCGCACCCCUGCGUUGAAGCCCACAACGAUCAAUUACCUGCCAAAGGUGUCACCGCCUCCAUUCGAUACCGGAGAUCAAUCACCCAAGGGCGGUCUACCUAAGCACGAUGCAGAGGCACAGUUUCCGAGCAGUUCGCGUAAGCUGCCGGAAUUCCAAAAGCCCGAUUCAAUCGAGGGCAACUCGGUGCUGAUCAGACAUUUAGAGCCUAAUCGACCUGACAUAGCCUGGUUCGAAACUGAACAUCCGCUUCACCGCAGCACUCCAGCGGACGACCCCUAUCCGGUCCUUCCCAAGAUCCUAUUCGCCCCGGAAAAAUCCUCCGUGGAGACCAAGGAGCCUGUAGAUGUGGCGAGAAAGGCUCUCAAUUUGAUCAGUCCGAGCGAGCCCAAGGAAGGAGGCCCGUCUGUAGGUCCGAAGGAUCCUCCAAUCGCCUACAAGGAACCACGCCGACCGUCCAUCCCAGUGGAAGAACCUGCGCUCAAAGAAGAACAGCAGCAGCACACGCCGCCUAAUAUCCCUCAUAUCUCACAUCUAUUCCAGGAUGGGAAACUACCUGAUCCUGAAGCACGAUUGAGCAAGUUGCUGAUAGCACCGUCGGAGCCAACAGCUCAGCUCCCCGCCCUCCACCCGUCAGCAACGGCGAGCUCCGUGAAUCAUAACCUGCCCUCCCUUUCAACGGCAUUGGCCGGUGUUACCGAUGUACCACCACCUGCUGGUGCCGGACGUCUGAAUGGCUCGUCUUUCGGGCCUUUGCCUCCGGUCUCAUCUUCUUCUCCUCCGGUAUCAAGGACAGAUCCUGUCUGGGAGCACCAACGCUUAGGCCAGAUUCCGCCUCCUCCGUCGCAAGUUCCGCCCAGCCCCUACUCGCACUUGUCACCAGCGAGCUCGAAGGACAUGUCGGCCAUGUCGUCGCCCGCAUCCCAGCAGGCUUACUGGCGGCCGCCUAUCAAGGCGGACAUAACGUAUCUCACUUCAACAUAUGAGACUGCGCCGCAGACGGCCAAGAGCCCCGCAACAAGCUACCCCACCCCGACAGAUCAGACUCCAGCAUCAACCUGUGAUCGGUCAUACAAUCCCCCCACACAUUCGAACGGAGCAGUCUCCACAGGCACAUACAAGUGCCGUCACCCUGGCUGCACUGCAGCCCCGUUCCAAACACAAUACCUGUUGAAACCAACAGCACAAAUACCCUCGACCGGACAAUCUGCAACGCUCACAAGUCACGAAACAGACACGUCAGGGUCCACCAUGUCGACAAGAGCCGAGAUGAUCCGGCUCUCAGGCAGGUCCUAUCGCAAAGGCCAGAGGGUAGUACGCGUGGACGACGCCGUCGGAACAACGUACCGUGAAUCAACGACUCACAUAGGCCUCAUCACCAUUUUCAUCAUCGGCUCAGCGAUAUGCUCUAAAAGUGCAGGUUACCAUUAUACGAUAUUGCAUUAGCGACAGCGUCCGUUCGCGUUGAUUUAUUCUGAGAUGAAGAGUUGACUUUCUCAACAACCGUCCAUGUGACGUUGUGAGGAUAACGCAGUCAAUUCUUUGUCUAUCAUCAUCGACCAUCAUGGCAUUCAUGUAUACUGACUGCACAUGCAUUACGAACCUUCCCACUAUCUAAGCAAUCCACCAAUAACCCCCUUCUUUUUCACAUCUAUUCGACUACCCCCUUUUUCAGUGAUACCAGAUGUUGUUAGAGCCUUGAUCUACUUCUACUUCCAACUUCAUGUCCUCGUUCAUCUUCUUGCAUUGCUCGCAUCAUGUCAUUCGCUUCUUGUGUUCGAAUAGUUUGAUUCCCCCGUUCAUCUUGCUAAGUGAUCUGGCGAAGUGUGCACGGGUUUGUACAAGACUUUGCUAGUGGGCGUUUUUGCCGUGUCUCUUAUUUGUCUUCUCGCACCAUUACUUUGCACCACUUCAACCUUAUUUUUUUCUUUACUUUUUUCUUCCUC
Molecule: messenger RNA, 2117 nt
Organism: Aspergillus costaricaensis CBS 115574
Lineage: Eukaryota; Fungi; Ascomycota; Eurotiomycetes; Eurotiales; Aspergillaceae
Exons: 4
Coding region: 1-1617 (538 amino acids)
Source: RefSeq, a predicted model, not a curated record